Molecule: messenger RNA, 4229 nt
Organism: Onychomys torridus (southern grasshopper mouse)
Lineage: Eukaryota; Metazoa; Chordata; Mammalia; Rodentia; Cricetidae
Gene: Pou6f1
Product: POU class 6 homeobox 1
Exons: 12
Coding region: 928-2763 (611 amino acids)
Biological process (GO): regulation of transcription by RNA polymerase II
Molecular function (GO): DNA-binding transcription factor activity, RNA polymerase II-specific; RNA polymerase II cis-regulatory region sequence-specific DNA binding
Source: RefSeq, a predicted model, not a curated record
UCCCCUAGGCUGGAGAUAGACGUGAACUUGAGGUUCGCCGUCGAGAAGGGCAGUCGACGACCGGCAGAGUCACAGUCGUCACCGCCCCAAUCCUCGGCUGAAGGGAAGGUGACACGGGGUCACCGCUGGAGACUCUACUCUCAGAGAGGGCUGAGUCAAGCGGCCCCACAGGCCCUGGGUCCGGGUCCCGGCGGGGCCUGGGGGGUCCUCUAGGGUUCCUCCCCACCCCCACGCGCGGUCCGCCGCUCCCCAGGCCCCCCUCCCUUUCCUGACCGCCGCCCCCGGCGGCUGGCGCGGGAGGUGCAGCAUGCGGCAAAGCGCUUUGCAUAAAUUAUGCUCAUGACGCAGCAGCUAAAAAAAUCCAAGUAGCAGAAGGAGGGGAAGGGGGGGAGCAGGGAGGAGGGGGCGAGGAGGGGACUGCACCUGGCCGCCCCCGCCCCCGGCGUCCCGGCCCGCGCGUGGCCCGCAACCCACCGCCGCACCGCUCUGCCAGCCCCGGCGGGGGGCCCGGGGGGCGGCGGGUCCCGAGUGGCUCCGGGCCGAGCGAGCCGGGCCGAGCCGCUCCGGCUUCUUUGUCUGCGGGCGGCCGCCUGGGCCGCGGCCCCCUGGCCCGGGUUGGGAGAUGAGUGUCUAGUCGGUGGCCGCUGGGCAGCCGGGGAGCGGGAGGCUGGGCUUCGGGCUCCGGAAGCCUGUCUAGGGAAACACUGAUGUCCAGACCCCUCUCAACCUUUGCCUAAGGUUCUGAGUGUCUCUUAGCUCCACCUUGGGCUCUUCUGGGUGUGCCGUCACCCCCUUGGACUAGGGGACCCCAGAGACAGAUAGUCUGGAAACUCCAACACUGUGUCACACCAGCCUUUGCUCUCCUGCUCCUAUCUUACCCAGGAUGCACUAGGUGUGGGCUGGCCCCCACGCCACGCCGCAGUGACCAUGGAUCCUGGAGCUGGCUCUGACUCAUCUCUGACUGUGAAUGAGCAGGUCAUUGUGAUGUCUGGCCACGAGACCAUCCGAGUGUUGGAAGUCGGAGUGGAUGCUCAGCUCCCGGCUGAGGAGGAGAGCAAAGGACUGGAGAGUGUGGCCGCUGACGGCACCCAGAGUGGGGGCUCUACCGAAGCCAGUGAACCUGCUGGUGAAGCUGGGCCACAUGACCCAGACCGUUCUGCAGAAUCAACUGUGAAGUCUCUCCCCGGGAUCCCUCCAUGUCCUGCCUCAGCCAUCACCACCUUCAGCCAAGCCCCAAGCCAGCCUCAAGCAUCACAGACCCUGACGCCCCUGGCUGUACAAGCUGCCCCCCAGGUCUUGACUCAGGAAAACUUAGCCACAGUUCUGACAGGAGUUGUGGUUCCGGCAGGGGCGGUUACUCAACCUCUUCUUAUCCCCAUCAGUAUUGCAGGUCAAGUGUCUGGGCAGCAGGGGCUGGCCGUGUGGACAAUCCCUACAGCAGCCGUGGCUGCCCUCCCUGGACUGACCGCUGCUUCUGCUACAGGGGCAGUCUUCAAAUCACCUUUAGCUGGGCUCCAAGCAGCUGCCGUGCUGAACACCGCCCUCCCGACACCUGUACAAGCCGCCCCACAAGUCCAGGCCUCCUCGCCAGCCCAGCCCCGGCCACCAGCUCAGCCCCAGACGCUGUUCCAGACCCAGCCGCUGCUACAGACCACGCCUGCCAUACUCCCACAGCCCACUGCCACCGCUGUCACCGCCCCCACCCCAAAGCCAGUGGAUACCACCCCGCAGAUCACCGUCCAGCCCGCUGGCUUCGCGUUUAGCCCAGGGAUCAUCAGUGCUUCUUCCCUCGGGGGACAGACCCAGAUCCUGGGCUCCCUCACUACAGCUCCAGUCAUUACCAACGCCAUUCCCAGCAUGCCGGGGAUCAGCAGUCAGAUCCUCACCAAUGCUCAGGGACAGGUUAUUGGAGCACUUCCGUGGGUAGUGAACUCGGCUAGUGUGGCCGCACCAGCACCAGCACAGAGCCUGCAGGUCCAAGCUGUGACUCCCCAACUCUUGUUGAAUGCCCAAGGCCAGGUGAUCGCAACCCUAGCCAGCAGCCCCCUGCCUCAACCUGUGGCUGUCCGGAAGCCUAACACACCGGAGUCCCCUGCUAAGAGUGAGGUGCAGCCUAUCCAGCCGACACCAGCUGCACCCCAGCCUGCCAUGGUCGUCACCAGCCCGGCCCCAGGCGCCAAGCCGUUGGCUUCAGCCCCCAUCCCGAUCACCUGCUCAGAGACCCCAACUGUCAGUCAGUUGGUAUCAAAGCCUCACACUCCAAGCCUGGAUGAGGACGGGAUCAACUUAGAGGAGAUUCGGGAGUUUGCCAAGAAUUUUAAGAUCCGGCGGCUCUCCCUGGGUCUCACACAGACCCAGGUGGGCCAGGCUUUGACUGCGACAGAGGGUCCAGCCUACAGCCAAUCGGCCAUCUGCCGGUUUGAGAAGCUGGACAUCACACCCAAGAGUGCCCAGAAACUGAAGCCAGUUCUGGAGAAGUGGUUGAACGAAGCGGAGCUCCGGAACCAGGAAGGCCAGCAGAAUCUGAUGGAGUUUGUGGGCGGCGAGCCCUCCAAGAAACGCAAGCGGCGCACCUCCUUCACACCACAGGCCAUAGAGGCUCUCAAUGCCUACUUUGAGAAGAACCCCCUGCCCACAGGCCAGGAGAUCACCGAGAUCGCCAAGGAGCUCAACUAUGACCGUGAGGUGGUACGGGUCUGGUUCUGUAAUCGACGCCAGACACUCAAAAACACCAGCAAGCUGAAUGUCUUUCAGAUCCCUUAGGGCUUCGCCUCAGCCCUCAUUCCAGCACUUUGUACCCCCCUCAGCUACCGGCUGCCGUGGCUGCAAUGACAGUCCCACGCACACCUGUGCUUGCCCUGGGUCAUGAGACCUCCCCUGUGCAUGUGUGUCAAUGCCUGCCUCUUCUGCCCACAUAUGUCACACCCUGGGGAGGCCCAAGGGGCUGCAUGAGAGACCUAGGCUCUGGGCUGGGCACAUGGAAGGAGGGGAUUUGUGUUGUCCUUUCGAAAAGCACUUUGCCAACAUGGUUUCUGAAGGGUGAAUUCUGGUUGGGAACCAGAAAGGCUCUGUCUUUGGGACAGGGUUGUAGCAACUCUUGGGGGCCACUGUGCAUUAGCUCUUGUUUUUGGUGGCACUCACCACCCUUGCCCUUGGCUCCCCUGUGGUUGUACUGGUAAGACAGCUCACCCAGGGAGAUCUCAGCCGCACACUGCCCUCCUUUACUUUGUACACGGGCACAUUGAACCCUUUAAAGGACCAAGAAGAUGGAAUUCAGAGACGUGUGACUCACUGUCUGCCUUGACCUCAAGGGCAGAAGGUCCCCAAAGCUGUGAGGUCAGGUGCCGUGAGGUCCCUCCCGGGGUCCUGGGGGUAGCGGGAACGAAGCAGAACCUUUUCCUCUGCAAACCAAGUUGGAAGGGAGGCAACGGCGAACUCUCCGGUCCUGGAGAGUCUUGGGUCUGUUGUAAGUCUGGAGUUGAGUAAAUAAGGCCAUCUGCCCAGGUUUUAAUCUAACUUUCGUCCAUGGCUGUCCCCCCUCCCCAAAAGCUCUCUAAAGAGAGCGUUCAGCUUGGGGACAUUUCCACUGCCCACUUACGCAGGCACAGAUACUGGCUUUCUCCCUCUCUCUUAUGCCCACACCCAUCUCAGUCCAGUAUUGAGGCCUCUUUAAAGGAGCAACUUGAAUGAUAAGCCAGACAGUAUCCAGAAAGAUGGUGGUCCAGGAAGGUCUCGCCGAGGCUGACUUACCUCUGGUUUCCUCUGUAACUUUAAGUCUUGGACGCUGGAUUCCUCUCACUCUGUCCGAUUGAAGACCAAGUCUGUGUGUGAGCAGCUCCUGUCCCUACCCCACCCCUGCAACACUCCUCUGAGCCCAGAGGGCCCCAGGUCAGGAUGGACUCUGCCUCUGUAGGUGAAGGCACACUGAGGGCUGGCAUCCUAUCCAAGUAAGUCACUGUGAGCUUCCAGCCCUUUCACUGCAGUGUGUUGGCUGGGGAGUGUAGCUCAGUGAUAGAGAACUUAGCAUGUGCAAGGCUCCAGAUUCAGUUUCUAGCACCGAGUCGGGAGGGGUGGGGGGAGAGCUAAGAUGUUUGCCCAAAUGACCCCAGACUUGCCGUGUAGACUGUCUCUGACAGGCUGCAAGCUGCAGGGGUCAACCAUUUCACUACUUUUUGUUCGGUUUGCUGUUUUGUUUCUUGAGAUAGGAUCUCACUUAGCCCAGGCUGACU